Messenger RNA from Passer domesticus (house sparrow), 7459 nucleotides. RefSeq names its product forkhead box P1 (gene FOXP1). The transcript has 21 exons. The coding region runs from base 534 to 2669 and encodes 711 amino acids. The record is from RefSeq and is a predicted model, not a curated record. Gene Ontology annotation, molecular function: RNA polymerase II cis-regulatory region sequence-specific DNA binding; DNA-binding transcription repressor activity, RNA polymerase II-specific. Lineage: Eukaryota; Metazoa; Chordata; Aves; Passeriformes; Passeridae. Gene Ontology annotation, cellular component: nucleus. Gene Ontology annotation, biological process: regulation of transcription by RNA polymerase II.
UAGCGUGUUUUCACACCCGGCGAGCGCUUCGGCAGAGAUGUGACACGCAGGAGAAGCCAGAAAGCAUUUGCUAGGUGGAAUUCAGAGACGCUGUGCACUAGAGAUCAGCAGCGUCUUUGAGACUGAUCUUAGAGGUCCUGGCAAGCAAACUUUAUUCCAGUGCUUCGAAAGAUCCCUGUGAAGUGUCUCGUUGCAAGAAGAGACGGAGAAGAUCUUGUGGUUGCUAGAAGUGGUUGGGUUUUGCGCUGACAGAAGCGCUGCUCGCAGCCUGCUCGCUGCGCGGUUCGAUUCCCGCAGCUCGCUGUGCUGGGAAUUGCAGCUCCUGCAGUCUCCUGAGAACAUUUUUUCUGAGUGACUCCGGCUUCCAGACACAUUUGCCAUGAGAAGGGUUCCAAUCCUUUCCUGUAUUUGCCCUGAGUCAUGAAUGGAUAUGUGUGAUGCCUGCAAGUAAAACUGGGUAAGAAGAGUGACCUUUUUGGGUGGCUGUAACUGAAGAUUGCUUUACAGGAGCAACUGAAGAAGGUUUUUGAGUCAUGAUGCAAGAAUCUGGGACUGAGACAAAAAGUAACGGUUCAGCCAUUCAGAAUGGAGCGAGCGGUGGCAACCAUUUACUAGAGUGCAGCCUGCGGGAAGUGAGAUCAAACGGCGAGACACCUUCCGUUGAAAUUGGGGCUGCAGAUUUAGCACAUCUCCAGCAACAGCAGGCUCUCCAGGUGGCACGACAGCUUCUCCUGCAACAGCAGCAGCAGCAGCAACAGCAGCAGCAGCAACAAGUUAGUGGAUUAAAGUCUCCGAAGAGGAAUGACAAACAGCCAGCCCUUCAGGUUCCAGUGUCGGUGGCUAUGAUGACACCUCAAGUGAUCACUCCCCAGCAAAUGCAGCAGAUCCUCCAGCAACAAGUGCUAACUCCCCAGCAACUCCAAGUCCUGCUCCAACAGCAGCAGGCACUCAUGCUUCAACAGCAGCAGCUUCAAGAGUUUUAUAAGAAACAACAGGAACAGUUGCAGCUUCAACUUUUACAGCAACAACAUGCUGGAAAACAGCCUAAAGAGCCCCAGCAGCAGCAAGUGGCCACGCAGCAGUUGGCCUUUCAGCAGCAGCUCUUACAGAUGCAGCAGUUGCAGCAGCAGCACCUCCUGUCUCUGCAGCGUCAGGGGCUGCUGACCAUCCAGCCCGGGCAGCCUACUCUGCCUUUGCAACCCCUUGCACAAGGCAUGAUUCCAACAGAGCUGCAGCAGCUCUGGAAGGAAGUGACAAGCUCGCACACAGCGGAGGACGCAGCCAGCAACAACCACAGCAGCCUGGACCUGUCCACCACCUGCGUCUCCUCCUCCGCGCCCUCCAAGACCUCCUUAAUCAUCAACCCACACGCCUCAACUAAUGGACAGCUAUCAGUCCACACUCCUAAACGGGAGAGUUUAUCCCACGAGGAGCACUCACACAGCCACCCGCUGUACGGACACGGCGUAUGCAAAUGGCCGGGCUGUGAAGCAGUAUGUGAAGACUUCCAGUCGUUCCUAAAACAUCUCAACAGUGAGCAUGCGCUGGAUGAUAGAAGUACAGCCCAAUGUAGAGUACAAAUGCAGGUUGUACAGCAGUUAGAGCUACAGCUUGCAAAAGAUAAAGAGCGCCUGCAAGCCAUGAUGACACACCUGCAUGUGAAGUCAACUGAACCAAAAGCCACCCCUCAGCCCCUGAAUCUGGUAUCGAGCGUCACGCUUUCCAAGACCGCGUCCGAGGCGUCUCCGCAGAGUUUACCUCAUACUCCCACCACCCCGACUGCGCCCAUCACUCCCGUCACGCAGGGACCGUCGGUCAUCACUACCACGAGCAUGCACAACGUCGGACCCAUCCGGAGGCGGUACUCGGACAAGUACAACGUCCCCAUCUCUUCAGCAGAUAUUGCCCAGAACCAAGAAUUUUAUAAGAACGCAGAAGUUAGACCACCAUUCACGUAUGCAUCUUUAAUUAGACAGGCCAUCCUGGAAUCUCCUGAAAAACAGCUAACACUAAACGAAAUCUACAACUGGUUCACGCGAAUGUUCGCCUACUUCCGACGCAACGCGGCGACGUGGAAGGGUGCCAUUCGCACCAACCUCUCACUGCAUAAGUGCUUUAUCAGAGUAGAGGAUGAGUUUGGGUCCUUUUGGACUGUUGAUGAUGAAGAGUUUAAACGUGGCCGUCAUAUUCAACGAGGCCGUCCUCGAAAAUACUGCCCUGAUGAAAACUUUGGCGAGCUUGUUGCACAUAACCCUUCUCUUAUUAAAAACAUACAGACCAGCCACACCUACUGCACACCUCUCAAUGCUGCUUUACAGGGAGAAGAAGCAGCUCUCUCCCCCCUCUGUCUGUGGAAGGCUUCAAUGGCUGAGAACAGUAUACCUCUAUACACUACUGCUUCCAUGGGAAAUCCCACUCUGGGCAAUUUAGCCAGUGCGAUGAGGGAAGAGCUCAAUGGUGCAAUGGAGCAUACGAACAGUAACGGGAGUGACAGCAGUCCAGGACGUUCCCCUAUGCAAGCGAUGCACCCUGUGCAUGUCAAAGAAGAACCAUUAGACCCAGAUGAAAAUGAAGGCCCACUAUCCUUAGUGACAACAGCCAACCACAGUCCAGAUUUUGAUCACGACAGAGAUUAUGAAGAUGAACCUGUAAAUGAGGACAUAGAAUGAGUAUGUCUGACAUCGUUAUCCUGAGAAUGAAGAUUGGAAGAACACGUCAAACUUAGCUGUGAAAUCUCUCCAUUAUUGUACAGUCUGGAGGAUUCUCAGUCCACUUUGACAACUAUGAAAUAUGUUAACUCUUAGUGCCAUCAAGUAUCCCAUUUGGGAGUAUUUUUGAUUUUUCUACUUUUUGUUGAAAAAAGGAAUUUGUACUCUGUGCAUUGGAUGGACUUGUUUGGUACUUGGGAUUUUCCUCUCUUACAGUCAACAUCAGUGUUGUAAAUUUGCUAAACUGAUUCACUUGCAUUUAGCAGCCAGCUGUGGACUGCAGGUCCUGCCAAUUUUGGACACUUGAGGACAUCAAACUGAGCAUGUACACCUGAACUGCAGAUCAAGUCUUUGCCCAGAUUUUAAGGAUUCCAAUGGACAACAUAUUUGCACAGUACUGCAUGUUGAUUAUCACUGCCUUUACUCCAUUUUUUUUUUGUUUCGUUGGUUGGUUUCUUUUUUUUUUUUGGUUUUUUUUUUUGCUUCCAUUUGGGAUGGGGAAGGCCUGUGUGUGCACGUGUGUGGGUAUGUGUGCGUGCGUGUGAGCGUGUAUAUUGGGGAGGGGUUCAAAGAAAAAAUUAUCCCAAACUUUUUAAUGUAUUGCUUUUCUUCCCCCGCCCCACUUCUCCUCUACCAUUUUAAGUUCUGACCUCAGGCCUCAUCUGGGCCCAGGGCCUCUCAGAGGCUUCAACGUUUUCUGUACUUUGUGAUGAAUGUUAAUAGGUGUUUUUAUUAUACGAAGCUGAAUGUCAUUGAAUUGUUUGUAGUUUUUUCUGUCAUUCAUUCCAAUUUCCUUCAGAUGCCACCAUGUUUUCUUUAGCUAUGGAAAACAUUCCAUUUCGGUGUCUCCUUUUUUGUUGUUGUUGUUUUUUGAAAAGGUCCCAAAUGCUGCACGAUACAUGUGGAAGGGUUGUCCAACGGAGAGAGAGGAACGAAGUACUGCAAGAAUGAGAAUGAAUGACAGAUGAACAUAGAAACACUGUAGGAAGCAACACAGAUUCAUUCCACAAAGCAGUAUUUUUAAUAUAUUCUUGUUUUGUUUAGGUUUUUUGAUUUUUUUGAUUUUUUUUUUUUUGGCAGCAACGGUGAAUAUUAGCAAAUGCCACAAAAUUGAACAGCACAAAGAAACAUAUGCAGCACCAACAGAGUUCACUUUUAGUAGAGAAUGAAUAAUACAGUGGCAGGUUCUCGGUUGUUUAACACGAGUUCUAAUGGGUCAACAAAUCUUUCUGGAAUAUCUAAGAUUACCGAGAUGGGCACCUAAACAUUUAUUAUUACAACUUUAUUUUUUUUCUAUUGUUUUUUCACAUUUGCAUUUGCAAAUGGUGGUUGGAAAGAUGACUUCAUCAAAUUGUUACUGUACAUGGUGAUGUUUCACGGUUAAACAUCAGUUCAGGAUUGCUCGGUGGCGUUAAUCUGUUUGAAUACAAAUUAGAUUUCAGAUUGAACUUGUUACGGGAGUUAAUAAGGACGGGGCCCCACUAAUGCUAAAGUGUUAAUUUUCAGCUGUGCAAAUCCAGUACUGCAGUUAGGAUUGUUAUGCAAUAUUACACCAGCCAGUAUGGAAACCUCGCCGGAGGAGUCGGGAGAGUUGGGAGAGAAUUGGCGCCGGGGCUUGUUAGGCAAAACUGGCAAAGCUCUGCAAAGCAAACACGACAUACAAAAUCUGUUGCCAUAGGUCAGUAAACCUCAGUCACCAAACACCUAAACAUUUUCAUUCUGCAACCACUUUUCCGUCACUCAUUUAUUUAUGUAGGACUGUAGCUUUUUUUUAUUAUUUCGAAAAGCCUUUCAGAGCUUAAUUUAUAUUCUUCUUUGUACCUUUUUUUUUCCUAAAAUUACCAAAGAUAUUACACAAAGGUAAAUUAUGUUCUCUGUUAUAUGCUUUAUCUUAUGAAGCCAAAUAUCCUCUUAUUGUUGAUCAAAGGAGGUUGAAGAAUUUAGAGGGAAAUGAAAAGAUGUGGGCUAUUGCUAACCUGAGAGGGAAACUGCUCCUUUAUUCUAGAAAAUUUAGAAGGCCAAGUAGAUGUCUGAACCAAAGUUGUUACUUUUUAUUUGCAAUUCUUUACAGUGACCAAAAUGAAAGUCUGUAAAGAGGAAUCGAGGAGAGCUUUUGAGGUUAAAACUAGGAAUCAGUGUUACUGGGGGAGCUAUGAGAAGGGAGCUGAAGAAAGCAAAGACACAAUUAUUUUGUGGAAAAUUAGAGUAUCACAUAAAGGAGACAGUUUAAUAACACACACAAGAGAACAGAAAAGCUCCCACAAUUUAACUGGACGACAUAAUGGUAUUUCUAGAAUAAAAAGGAAAAAAAAUUUUUUGGUCUUUGGUUCUACAGAUUGUGUGCCACUUCUGUUCCGGGACUGUGCUGGGAUGUCUGCUUUAAUUUUGGUUGAUCUUGGCACAUUUACUCAGUUUUGUUUAGUUUUUUUGGUCAUCAUUUUUCAUAAGGAAAUAACACUCCUGUCCACUCAUAAGCUUUGGUACAAGAAAUUUUAUUGGCAGUUACUUUUAUAAAACUCAACUCUGCUUUCUGUUUCAAAAAGACAAGGAAAAAAAAAAAGAAAAAAAAAAGGGCAGUCUGUGGUCAUUUGGAAACAUUUUCUUUUUUUUUUCCUUCUUUUUUUUUUUUAGUUUUGGUUUAAAUUAUAUCCAGGCAGCUUCGUGACGUGCCGGCGGUAGCCAGACAGGGAUCAUGAGAAUUGAGCCCUGUGCUUCAAAACUGAGUGGUUUGCUGGUUAGUUCGGUAUUCAGAAGGGGGAUAAAAAUCUGGUAGAUUAGUUCAUUCUCAGCAUGUGUAGCUAGACAUGAGUAAAGAUAACAGCAUGAGAAAACUGUUAGUACGCAUACCUCAGUCCAAACUGUUAGGGAAUGAGUAAAUAAAAAAUACAUUUCACUCAGUUGCACUUAGUUGUAUGUCUUGCAUGCUUAGUCUAAAGACUGUAGCAAAAAUAAAAAAAAUUAAAAAAAGAGAAAAAGAAACAAAAAAUUAGAGUUUAACAUAUCUGGCAGGUGUUGCAGCCUUGCAGAAGAACCAACUGAAAAUCUCAGGCUUUACAUCAAGCAAACUUCACUAUGAUUUUUACAAUUCUGAUUCUGUAUCCCUUUGGAUAUACAGUUGCUUCUUUAGGGAGGGGUUUAUUAUGUUGUACAUAUAUAUCCCACUGUGUCUGUGUGAGCCUUUGUCUUUUGGGGGGAGGGUGGGGAGGGAGGAAAAGGUGGAAAGGUCCUUUUUUUAGAUAUCAUUCCUCAAAAGGAAUAAAUGCAGACCUGUUUGUCAAAACACCUUUUGCUUUUUGUGCAACUGCUUUAUAUUAACUAUACUAAAAAAUAGCUUUGAAAAAAAAAACUACUGUAUGUAAUGGAAUUGCAGAAUACGCUGCACAUGUAUUUUAUUUAGUUAUCCUUGCUUUAAGAAUAUUGGAUGACAUUUGCUGACAUGUGGGAGAAAAUCCCUGACUUUUUUUUUUCAGCUUUUAAAUUGUAACAUAGUUGACAGAUUUUUUUUUCUCCUGUUAUCAUUGAUCGAAGCAUUUUUGUACAGUUUUUGUGUUUAAGCUGGUUUUUUUGAUACUUUCCCACCCCUUCUGUUAUCUUACCACUGCCUUUUCUGGCUGUCUUAAACAAAGUUCAUAUAUUUGAAAGGAAAAAAAAAAUCGUUCAAAAAAAAAUGUUUUUCUCCUGCUGCAGUAAAUAUUUUGCAUGAUGAAUUCCAGGGUCACACUUUCAAAGUUUAUCAGUGAAGUAGUGAUUAAUAAUGGGGAGUGUCAAACUAUUGAACUUUUUGUAUAAAAAAACAAAAAAAAAACUUUACAAGGUGCCAAGAUGUAAAGACAAUUUGUUACAUGUUUUUUUUCUCAAAGAAAAGCGUACAUUAUGAAAGUAGUACCAUGUAUCAGGUAAAUCGCUGUCAGGAAUGAGAGUCAAAGCCUUCCUUGUCCACAAAAAAAAAAAAAGUUUGUAAAUGUAAAACCUGUUAGGUUUCUGCAUUCAACUAGAAGUGAAAUGAAAAAAACAAAAAAAAAUACAAAAACUAAAUCAAGGCUUAUGUAGAACAAGUGACCACAAAAAAAAAUGACCUUUUUUUGAUUCUCACUCGCAAGAGUCCCAUGGCAGGUCCUGCACCUCCCCUUUCCUGGAGCUCAGCUUCGGGGAGAGACCAGGGCAGGGAUGCUGGUUCUACAAAUAUUGCAGAUCAUUAGAUAUUUUAUAUAUAUACAUACAUAAAUAUAUAUAUAUAAAGUUUUUUAAAAUAAUUUUGAACUAUUGUAGUUUUCAGAUCGCCAAUAAUCUCACGUUCAUUAUAGCAUGGGAAAAAAAAACAACCAACCAAAUGUGUUUAAACUCUUUUGAAAUCCUUUGGUACCUUUGGUUAAUGAACUCACAGUGAUUUUUUAGAUGUUUCAAAAGUCAUUUAGUAUUCUAGUCUUGCGAGGUGAAUUUGCAGUUCAGGACUGCAUUUUAAUGGGCCCAGAACAGGUAACCAAGUAUCUUCUACCCAUAAGCCUUGAUGAAAAUGGUACAGUCCAGACUGUUAGCAUGGUGCUUCGUGUGUAUGUGCUGCCAGUAACAAGAUUUUUUUUUUUUUUUUGAUAAGGCAUAAAAGAAACUCAUUCCUUACAUCAACUGUAAUUCCAUCAUUCCAUGUCUGUUGAUACAGACAAUAAAAAAUGUUGUGUAGUCAGUACUAAUUACUGACAUUAUAGCAUUCUCAAAUGCAAUAAAAAUGCUGGUUGUUCACACUGGUAAUGCAA